Lachancea mirantina is the source of this 2220-nucleotide messenger RNA. The record is from the annotation of a GenBank genome assembly. NCBI's taxonomy places the organism in Eukaryota, Fungi, Ascomycota, Saccharomycetes, Saccharomycetales, Saccharomycetaceae.
AUGACAGAACCAAAAUCAAAUGCGAACGAAUCAUUGAAAUCAGGUGCUAUAUUUGUCGAUAGUACAUCGUACAACAAUGCCAUCAAUAGGCUUUUUGAGGAGACCUUUCCCGUCGAUUUUGACGGCGAAACGGUCAUAAGGGAGGCCUUUCAAAUACACGGGUCAUCGCAGACAUAUUUGAAGACAAAAGUGCACAAAAACGUAUCAAGAUCAGUUGAUGUGUUUUCGCGUUAUGAUAGGUCGCUAGCGUUUGUUUUGGUACAAUGCUUUGAUAAUGAAACGGAUUCAUUGGCACUUUUACGUGAACUGAAAGGUCGAAUUCGUAAAAGCGAGCAGAAUUAUCUUUUUACCCUCUCAGUCGUGCUUCAACUAUUAGGCCGUUUCAACAAUUACGAUUUUGUUGAUGUCAAAUUUUUAGUCAGGGACCUUAUCGUUCGUUAUCAAAAUCCUGAUAUCGGAUCGAUGGCUUUGGUCAUUUUUGCGAAAUUACAAGAACGCUACAAACAGGUUUUCAACACCCAGUUCACAGGUUGUUUGGACGCAUUAGUAGUUGAGUCUGAAAUUUCGGGUACGAGCGACGCGAUUUUGACGGUCGUGAAGGUGUUGACGGAGCUUUACGCUGUUUUUACGACAGAAUGCACUCGGGUAUUCCUGGGACAAGAUUUCCAAGAUUUACUCAAAACUAGAGUCACACAGGAUCAGAACUUGGCGAUUGUUUCGUUCAAGCUGCUAGCGAGUGCAUGUAUUGAUGAAAAUGUCAGAAGUUUCAUUGCUGAAAAUUACAUUGAUGUUUUGCAAGAGAGUGUCAAUGUCGAUAGGUUCAGUCUUUUGGCCACAAUUGUCUUGAUCAAAAUUUGGAACUUUGCCAAGCUCAAAACCGAUAUAAUACCCCUUUUGACCAAUAAUUUGGUCACGGCAUUGGGCCGAGAGGGCACCGACGAGGGGCUUGCAAUAGAAGGAUUGGCAUAUAUGACUCUAAUGAUUAAUGUGAAAAAGAGGCUUAGGGCCGACUCUUUGGCGUGCUCAAAGCUGCUCAAGUUACUGAAACGAAAGGAUACUGAAAGUGCGGCCAAAUACGGUGUAUUGGCCAUAUUUUCGAACCUUUCGGUGUUGCCUAGCGAUGAAAAGGAGUCACAACGAGCUGUUCAAAAUCUCAGAGCGUAUUCUUCACUUAAAGAUCCUGCUGGACAGUUAAUGAAGUCAGAAACCGAGGACACUGAAAGUGUAGUUUUAUUCAACAAAAGAUUCAUACUGAAGGAACAACUUGUAAAAUUGUUCGAUGACCACUUUAAGGAGCUUAGUCUUGGGUCGAGGGCCCAGGCCGUCAGGAUCGUGUACAAUAUGAUCAGAUCGAAUCAAACAAUCCGAGAAUGUACUAAGCAGGGUGGACUUUGGAUUGCACUUAAAGAUUUAAAGGCGUCUCACGAUUCGGCGCAUUACAACCGCUACAGUUUAUGGAUUGUGACUAGAUGUUUGACCUCUGAUGAUCCUAGCGUGCUUUUCAGCCGCAUAUCGCCUCUUAACGCCAUUCCUUACCUAUUCUUUUUAAUUCCAAAUGGCGAGCAAGCUACCCCGGACCAACAAAGCGACACCGAGCAGGAAUUCAAUGUCAAAGCUACCUACGAAGCCUUGAUUGCCCUGACGAAUUUGGCGAGCUUACCGGAAUGCGACGAGAUUUGCAGAACCAUUUCUUCAAGCCCACUUUACUGGUCCAAAAUUACGAAUUGCAUGAUUGACACAAAUAUACGAAUUCAAAGGUCCGUUCUGGAAUUACUUGCGAACCUAAUGGCUAAUUCUUUGCAUGUCGCUGUCAAGUUUUUCAAUUUUGACAAUCCCGCCAGCGUCAGAAACUUCAACUUGCUUGUCAAGUUACUCUAUCUCAAUGACAUCAAAUCUCAAAGAGCUGUUGCUGCUAUUUUUGCCAACAUUGCUACUUCCGUGCCGUUCAUCGCCCAGGAUCUGUCUCAAAAAUCUAAUCUCAUUGACGCAGUCUGUGAAUUGCUCGAAAGCCAGGGCGACGAUGCAGAUCUAAGAACCAGAUUAAUGACACUUUUAUCUGCAAUGUUAUCUGCAAACUCUCCACAGACUCUAAUAGUAGAUGAGCGAAACAUUCGGCUGUCCAAUGCGCUACAAGCAUUCAAAAAUGAAGAAAUGGUCAAUUCUCAAGACAAAACUAUAGCAAGUGACCUAGUCGAUCAGCUAAAUGAGCGUCAAGUUUAA